Molecule: messenger RNA, 470 nt
Organism: Tricharina praecox
Lineage: Eukaryota; Fungi; Ascomycota; Pezizomycetes; Pezizales; Pyronemataceae
Exons: 1
Coding region: 54-338 (94 amino acids)
Source: RefSeq, a predicted model, not a curated record
AGGAUGCGAGAAAAAAAGGGCGCAAAUCCGUCAAAUCAACAGAGGCAGGUGGAAUGAUGAUGAUGAUGAUGCUGAUGCUGAUGCUGGUCCCUGCCGAGUUUGUUGUCGUUGGCCGUCUCUCGACGGAGUUGAGGCCAGACGGAAGGCUGGACACUGCUUGCUGCACUGGCUGUGUUCGGCCGGGGGGAGGGGGGGCAGUGAUCCUCCAGCUUCUUUGCUCUCUUCUCCUGCGGCUUCGAUUUGGUAGGUGGAUGAUCGGGAUGGCGGAUGGGGGGACGAUUGGUUUUCGGCAGCAGCCAGUAGCAGUUGCGAGGUGCAGCGAAGCUAUCUCGAGAUGAGACGGGCAGACGUAGAUGGUGGGAGGUACUAGUAGCAGGCAGUAGGUAGCAGCAAGCAGUAGGUAUCCCAAGUAUCGGCGUGGAUAGCAGGGAGUUCUUCAGGAUGAUGGUCGAGAUGUCUCUCGAUAGUAG